Molecule: messenger RNA, 1401 nt
Organism: Eucalyptus grandis
Lineage: Eukaryota; Viridiplantae; Streptophyta; Magnoliopsida; Myrtales; Myrtaceae
Product: B3 domain-containing protein Os11g0197600-like
Exons: 5
Coding region: 1-1401 (466 amino acids)
Molecular function (GO): DNA binding
Source: RefSeq, a predicted model, not a curated record
AUGUCGCAGGAAGAGGAGAGGGUGGCUGCAAACGGAAGAAGGGCAUGCAUCUUUUACAGGUUGAUGGUGGACUCCCUCAUCCAUGAGAAGCAGCUGGGGAUUCCAAAAAAGUUUGCUCGGAAAUAUGGGGAUGAACUUUCUGAUGUCGUUAGGCUCGUCGCUUCUGAUUCUAGUAUCUGGCUAGUCGAGUUAAGAAAACAUGGCAGCAGAUUAUGGUUCCAUGAUGGUUGGCAGAGAUUCCUGGAACAUCAUUCCAUUCAUUCCGGUCACUUUCUGAUUUUCAAGUACGAAGGGGACUCGACAUUUCAUGUUUACGUAUAUAAUCUGACUGCUUCCUGGGAGACGAAUUCUCACAAUCCUCUUGGUAGCAAAGAAUUUAUUUCGAGCAGGCAAUUUCCAAUGCAUACGAAGAAAAAUCAAGAUACUGACAGUGUUGUUGAAAUUAGAGACCUUUGCUGUGCAUGCCCAAUUUGUAGCUGUUUAAAGGACAAGUGUUUCCAAGAAUGUCGGGGUUGGCGAACGACAAACAGAAUUCAUGAUGGUGUCAAUAUCAUUAGGCCCGAGCCUGUAGCUGAUUGGGAGGUCUUUCAUCAGGAUAAGGGGGUACAAGUCGACGAAGUUGAGCUCCAAAGUACAUUCGAUGGAGUCGGGAUAGAUCGGUUGUUUCAGAAAAACCGAUACCGGAAAAGGAGAAAGCAAAUAAAUGAAUCUAGUAAGCACCAUAAUCUCGAUAACUAUGUCAAUGCUUUAUCCUAUUUACUUUCUCUUUACACAUAUGAUGAAGUUGCAGAUGAAAGUGAGCCAUCGGUGAUGAGGAAAGAUGGAGGUGAACUGCCUACUGUCGAGGCAUCCUAUGGAAAAUCUUCAAGGGAGUGUAACGCUGCCAUCAUUGAGGCAAGAGGGAUGGCUAUCCGUGCAGCUCACAUGUAUGAGCCCAAUAAUCCUUUCUUCCAAAAUCUGCCAGCCUCUUUCAUUGGGAUGCAUCUAAAGGGGGACUCCAGAGACAUCACUCUUCAGGUUUCUGAUGGGCAGAAGUGGCGCGUGCGAUGCCUUCUCUUCAAUGGCAAAGGCAAGAUAAGCAGAGGUUGGCGUGAGUUUGUGGCAGACAAUAAGCUGGAGAUAGGUGAUGUCUGCAUCUUCGAACUGCUUCAGAGAGAAGACAUUGUGCUCAAAGUUACCAUAUUUCGGGUUCCUGAGAUUGGGGUUGGGGCCUACUGUUGCGCAUCCUAUUCAGGAGGAAGCUCUUCGAUGAAGCUGACUUUUGAUAGUUCACAGAAGUCCAAUGGGCAACGUGUUCAAGCUUCCCCAAAAAAGAAAGGUGUUCAACUCCUGAAAGAGCUGUAUAAACGGUCUGCAUCGGAGUCGGCUGAAUGCAUCUAUCCUUCUAAGGCACUUAAGUAG